AUGCACACUCCAUCCUCCAUGGUGAUGGGGAUUGUCUUUGCCCCUUUGGGAUUGGUCCUUGUCUUCACUGCCGCCAUCACUCCUCAGUGGAGAGAGGGACAGACACGUCUGGGGAUGACGGGCUCGGGGUCACUUCUUCGGUUAGGAGUGAAAGGUCAAGGGAUGGGGGUCAAGUCCGGGUCAGUGGAGGCGCUGCUCCUUCUACGCUCUGAUGGACUAUGGGAGAGCUGCCUGCAGGUGGAGCACUCGGAGCUGAAGCAGUGCUGGCCUGUGGCAGGUCCGUAUCAGAGAGACCCGAGGGUUCGCUUGGCACAAGGUUUGAUCCUGACCUCGUUGUUCCUGUGCAGCACCGGCAUUGUUCUGGCAUGUAUCGGGGUCCGGUGUUGGACAGACAUCCCUCUGAGAGGUGUAGCAGCUACAGGUGGACUCCUGGUGGUGAUGGCCGGGCUGCUAAGCCUGACUGCACUCGGGGUGUACACCCACAACCUUGCAAGACUGGGGAUGGCAGAUCCAAGUCAGGGGAUCAAUAACCCCAGAUUCCCCCAACUCAGCCUGCGUCCAGCCGGCUCGCUCUACUUUGGGUGGCUGGGUGCAUGUUUACAGGUGCUGGGAGGCAGUGCUCUGCUGUUCAGCUUCAAACGACCAAGAUACCCGACCUGCCCGUCCUGCCCAGGGCUUCCUGUCUGCCCUGCCUGCCGUUCAUGUCCUGAGAUCACCAACAAGUCAGACACGGAUGUAUAUGAAGUCAGCUGUUAG
Molecule: messenger RNA, 756 nt
Organism: Perca flavescens (yellow perch)
Lineage: Eukaryota; Metazoa; Chordata; Actinopteri; Perciformes; Percidae
Gene: cldn23l
Product: claudin 23-like
Exons: 1
Coding region: 1-756 (251 amino acids)
Cellular component (GO): bicellular tight junction; membrane
Molecular function (GO): structural molecule activity
Source: RefSeq, a predicted model, not a curated record